AUGCACCAAAUUUAUUAUAAAUAUCACUUCAAAUUUUAAUCUUCUGAAUAGACAACUCUCAAUCUACUAGUUUUAUCAGCUCAAACAAAGAUCAUGAGUUCUAAUACUUGUACAAUGUUACUCGUUGCUUUUCUUUUGAUCUUACUCAAAAACACCAUUGCAAAACCAGUGACGUUCGAUCUGAUAGAACUAGGGGCAAAACCUGAUGGCGAAACUGACUCGACAGAGUCUUUUCUUAGUGCAUGGACCGGGGCUUGUGAUUCGGUAAAAUCAGCCGUGAUUUACGUGCCGCGGGGGAGGUUCUUGGUUCAAAGAGUCUACUUGGGUGGCAAAUGCAGGAACAAUAAGAUCUUGAUUAGGAUAGAUGGAGUGCUUGUGGCUCCAGCUGAUUUUCGGGUUGCUGGGAAUGCCUCGAAUUGGUUAGACUUUCAUGGAGUUGAUGGUGUUACCAUCAGUGGCGGGAUCCUAGACGGGCAAGGCACUGGUUUGUGGGAUUGCAAGUUGGCCGGAGAGAAUUGUCCUGUCGGAGCAGCGACACUAACUUUUACGAAUUCGAAGAACAUUGUUGUAAGCGGCUUAACAUCAUUGAACAGCCAACUGUUCCACAUUGUUGUCAAUGGUUGCCAAAACGUGAAGAUGAAAGGAAUCAAGAUCCUAGCAUCCGGCAAAAGCCCAAAUACAGACGGCAUUCAUGUUCAGUUUUCGUCCAAUGUCACCAUCUUAAACUCCAAGAUUAGUACCGGAGACGACUGCAUUUCAAUUAGUGCAGGCACUACAGAUUUGUGGAUCGAAAAGGUGGUGUGCGGCCCUGGCCACGGCAUUAGCAUUGGGAGUUUAGGCAGAGAUUUAACUGAAGCAGGUGUGCAGAAUGUGACAGUUAAAACGGUGACAUUCAAAGGUACAACAAAUGGUGCACGGAUUAAAACAUGGGGAAGGCCGAGUUCUGGUUUCGUAAGGAAUGUUCUGUUUCAGCAUAUAACUAUGAUCAAUGUCCAGAAUCCUUUGAUAAUAGACCAAAAUUACUGUCCAUAUAACAAAGAUUGUCCAGGCCAGUUCUCGGGAGUUAAAAUUAGGGACGUGACGUACGAGGAUAUUCAUGGAACAUCAGCAACCGCAGUGGCAGUGAAAUUCGACUGCAGCAAGAUGAAUCCAUGCGACGAUAUAAGAUUGGAGAAAGUAAACCUGACAUAUAAAAAUGAAGCGGCUGCAGCCUAUUGUGUUAAUGCAGCAGGUACUGCAUCUGGCAUGGUUGUGCCAACAAGCUGUUUGUAGGAGACACACUUACGAGCAAAGAAGUGCGCAUUCACUCGCUAAGCAGCAGAGGCCAAUUAAAGAACGAGCACUUUCUUUGAUGAAGCUAGCAUUUUAAUCUGAAAACAGUGUUUUAAAGUUGUAAAAAGUAGAGGAUUUCUUCUGCUGGUGCCUGUGGUGUUGUUAGCACAUUGCGCUCGCCUGGCCGUGCAGAAAAUAAAUAUAAUCCCGUCAUACUAACAUAGUACCAUAUUUCUUAAUUAUUUGUAAGCAAUCAGCUGUAAAUAUACUCGUCGAUAUCAUAUAAUUAAUUGGUAGAAAUGUACUGGUU
Daucus carota subsp. sativus is the source of this 1582-nucleotide messenger RNA. Its product is annotated as polygalacturonase. Gene Ontology annotation, molecular function: polygalacturonase activity. Lineage: Eukaryota; Viridiplantae; Streptophyta; Magnoliopsida; Apiales; Apiaceae. The record is from RefSeq and is a predicted model, not a curated record. Gene Ontology annotation, biological process: carbohydrate metabolic process. The coding region runs from base 94 to 1272 and encodes 392 amino acids. The transcript is spliced from 4 exons.